Molecule: messenger RNA, 675 nt
Organism: Brettanomyces nanus
Lineage: Eukaryota; Fungi; Ascomycota; Pichiomycetes; Pichiales; Pichiaceae
Exons: 2
Coding region: 1-675 (224 amino acids)
Biological process (GO): transmembrane transport; carbohydrate transport
Cellular component (GO): membrane
Molecular function (GO): carbohydrate:proton symporter activity
Source: RefSeq, a predicted model, not a curated record
AUGGAUUACUCGACGUACUAUUAUGAACUUGCAGGCUUCUCCACUCAUCGGUCUUAUCAGUUGAGUUGUGGUGCACAGGCAUUGUCGAUCAGUGGUGUUAUUGUUUCUUGGUUCAUCUUCGACAAGUUCGGUCGUAGACCCCUUAUUAUUUAUGGUAUGACUUGCUUGACGAUCUUGAAUCUUAUUGUUGCAGCUGCCGGUACCGAUACUGGUAAUAUGACCUCGAUGACGGUUGCUUGUGCCUUUAUGGUCAUGUACAACUUUUUCUACAAUGUUUCCAUUGGACCAUUGGCUUAUAUUUUUGCAGCAGAGGUUUCGUCAGUGAGUUUAAGGGCAAAGACUGUGGCCGUCGGUACUAUAAUCAAUUAUGCCUUCCAGUGCAUGUGGAACUUUGUUUUGCCUUACAUGUUCAACCCUGAUCAAGCAAAUAUGGGUUCGAAGAUUAACUUCAUUUUCACAGGUUUCUCCCUUAUGUCCAUCUUCGUCUUCUACUUUUACCAACCAGAAACUGCUGGUAGAUCAUUUGAAGAUAUUGACGAGAUGUUUGCAGCUAAGAUUCCUGCUAGAAAGUGGAAGAACUACGAGACUGAAGCAAUGACGAUGAACAAAAAAGCGUACGACGAUAUGAAAGGUGUUAACGUCGAACAUGCUGAAAACACUGAAGAUGUUGUUUAG